GGAGUUGGCAAGGCGCCACAUUCAGAAAAGAAAGAACGUGACAUAUAAACGGCGAGAAAGGAAGUUUAAUGUUUAAAUCUAAGAAGAAAUAGCCAUAAACAAAGAAAAAAUCGGGCGAUCCAUCGUCUGGUUCUUUACGCAACAGAACACAGUCAUCUUCGCCACAUGGGAGGACAUUCAACAGAUGAUCUUCAUUAUUCGAGGUGGCGGGAUCUAUCUUCGUGAACCCUUGAGCAGAAAUUCGAAGCGAACUAAUGCUCCCAACGCUGCUCCAGAUAGAAUGCAACAGACAUUUAUCUUCAACUAAAUGCACGUCAGAGCGCCAUUCAGGUGAAGACAAAUCUCCAUUAGAGGAGAGAAUUGAGUCUACAGAGCCGGCGGGACCGGAAUCAUCAUGGGUAGAAGGCGAGGAAUGAAUUUCAAUUAUAGAGGGGGCGACAACUUCCUCCUCCGUGGAGGGUGAAGAAAGUUCUAGGGAAGAAAGGCUAGCGUUUGGUAAAGACAUGCGAGGCAGUUUCAUAAAAAGAAGAUGAACAGAGUUAAAAGUAAAAAGAAGAUGAACAGAGUUAAAAGAAGAAAGAAGAUGAACAGAGUCAGAGAAAAAAGAAGUAAACGAAGAGUCUCAAGAAAGAGAAAAACUAACCAGAGGGAGAACCGUGAAUUUGAGAAAGGAGAACGUCGGCGAUAGGGGAGCACCGCGCAAUGACGACGGCCGGAGGAAGAAAAGGUUCACCGGAGUUCAAAGAAGAGAAUGAAAGCUGCGGUGAAAAGGGUUUUCAGAGCAAAAGUUUUAAGAAAGUGAAAAAUGAAAAGUGAAAAGGGGAUUUUAUAGAGAGAAAGGAAGAGAGAGAAUGAGUGGGGGAAGAUCGUGGGAUCGUGGGAUUUGAAAUUCGAAAAGUUAGGAAGCGAAAAGACAUUACUCCUCGAGACGCGCAACUGAAGAUUGCAUUUUGAUGACGAAAUCCCGGAAAAUAAGGAUACGUGCGUCAGUUGAAAAGACGUGGUUGACGGUUAUGAUUAAUGGCGACAUAUCUUUGAAACGGCAACAAAGGUGGCGAAGCGUGAAAAUGGCGAUGUAACAACGAAGGUAAAAUGGCGAUGAACGAAUAAACAAUAGAGGCGAACUACUAGGUAACAUGAUGAAGACAUUUCAACUCUUUACUCGAGUCUCAUGUCUUGGGGGCAUGUGGACUGGGCGGGACAUAAAGAAGAUUAUGUCCCGCCCAAAAUGAACAAUAAACCAUUGACGAUAGCCAAGGCGGGAAAGGCAACAUGACGAGCUUCAUUGCCCUCCCUUAGGUGAUGGAUCCACAGGCCAGCUGGAAGAUUCCUUUGGAUUUGUCUUAUGUGUACGGGGAUUUGGGCCCUGAUUGUCAGGCCCAAAUAUAGGAAAGAUCCAUAUCAUGACCACCCCCUCUAUAAAAGGGGAGGUCAUCCACUUGUACGAAACCAACUUUUUCAGCAUUAAUGAGAAUAUUCCUUUUAUGGUAGUUUUGCUAUUUUAGUGCUCUGCUAGGGUUUACUUUUUGUCUUUCUCUUACAUAAGCUUGCCCUAGUACAGAACAGGGACAUUACAUUUGCUCUGUCAUUAAUUUUGUGUAAGACACAUUUAUCCCAUUGCUAUUAUAUAUAAUCCUAAGUGCUUCAAAAACAGGUUAAUUAUAGUCCAAAUCUCAUACUUCCACAGAGUCAGGGGACAUACAUUGCAUUAGAAAUGAGAAGGUUGGGUUCAAGUUGUUAUAGUUAUUCAGGAUUCAUUCAACUUCCCCUUCUUUUAUUAUUCCACACUUGUUUUGAGCUUUCAACUUGUGGCAAAAUAGUGCAAUUCCUUCCUGGAUUUGAGGGACCCCUUCCUUUUGUGCUUGAAACCGGGUCAGUUUUAUGCUUACACUUAAUCUGUUUUUUUUUAAUCAAAUCAAUGGAGGAUCAAGGUAUGUGGGAGUGGGUGAAGGAAAGAAUGUGCAGGCUUUUUACUACUUCAUUGAGUCAGAAAACAACCCAAAGGAGGAUCCUCUCAUGCUUUGGCUAACCGGUGGUCCUGGUUGCUCUUGUUUGAAUGUUCUUAUGUUUGAAAUUGGUCCAUUUGCAAUUAAAAAAGAAGAAUAUAAUGGUAGCCGGCCUAAUUUGGUCCUCAAUCCACACUCAUGGACAAAGGUUAGUAGCAUUAUUUUUGUAGAUUUACCAGUUUCCACGGGUUUCACUUAUGCUAAAACAAAGUCCGCUUCUCAACGAGGCGACUGGUUACUAGUUCGCCAAACACAUCAAUUUCUUAGGAAGUGGUUGAUUGAUCAUCCAGAAUUUCUGUCAAAUGAAGUUUAUAUUGGUGGUGAUUCCUACUCUGGCAUUCCUAUUCCAGUAAUUGUUCAAGAAAUUUCACAAGGAAAUGAAAAGGGCCUCCAACCAUGGAUAAAUCUCCAGGGUUACCUCCUCUGGAAUGCCUAUACAACUGAAAGGGAUACAAACUACCGAAUCCCCUUUUCUCAUGGAAUGGGACUUAUUUCUGAUGAAUUAUAUGAGUCACUACAAAAAAACUGUAAGCGGGAAUAUGUAAAUGUAGACCCCAGAGAUGUGAACUCAUUCAUGGAGGUUACAUCAGGACUUGAUCAAUUCUAUAUUUUGGACCCGGCAUGUGAUUGGGAUUGGAUUAUUGAUGAUGUAGUUUCUUGGAGGAAAUAUCUAAUUAAUAAAUAUCCAACAAAGUUCAUCAAUACUAGUCUCAAAUUUUCACCCUUAUAUUGUCGGAAUUAUGUAUACUUCCUUGGUGAUUAUUGGGCCAAUGAUGAUAAUGUUCGCAAAGCACUACACAUACGUAAGGGAAGUAUUGGGAAAUGGCAUCGUUGUAGCUUCAAUGUACCUUACAAGAAGGAAAUCAAUAGUAGUUUUGAGUAUCAUGUAAAUCUGAGCAAAAAAGGCUAUCGUUCCCUGAUAUAUAGUGGCGACCAUGACAUGGUUGUUCCAUUUUUGGCGACUCAAGCGUGGAUACGAUAUUUAAACUACUCUAUUGUGAAUGAUUGGAGGCCAUGGCAUGCAAAUGGUCAAGUAGCAGGAUUCACAAGAACUUACUCUAAUCGGAUGACAUUUGCAACCGUGAAGGGUGGAGGCCACACGGUUCCUGAAUACAAGCCAGAAGAAUGCUUUGUCAUGUACAGUAGGUGGAUAUCAAACAUGACUUUGUAGGACACAACCAAAGAAGUUCAUCACCAAACUUGCCACGGAGUAAAAUUUGUAUCCAUUUCCAUAACCAUCACUGUGUAUACUAUUCACCUAAUAAAUUGAUUGUCUAUCAAAAAAAACUAUUCACCUAAUAAAU
Molecule: messenger RNA, 3310 nt
Organism: Lotus japonicus
Lineage: Eukaryota; Viridiplantae; Streptophyta; Magnoliopsida; Fabales; Fabaceae
Product: serine carboxypeptidase-like 11
Exons: 13
Coding region: 1882-3177 (431 amino acids)
Biological process (GO): secondary metabolic process; proteolysis
Molecular function (GO): acyltransferase activity, transferring groups other than amino-acyl groups; serine-type carboxypeptidase activity
Source: RefSeq, a predicted model, not a curated record